CCCCUGGUGCCGAAGAUGGCGGCGGUGCGGCUGUGCCGGUGCCGCUGCCGGGCGCUGCUGUCCCGGUCCGCCGGAGCUCUGCGGGCGCGCCGCGGCCUGGCCGCGGGGCCGGAGAUGCAUUUCGGCUUCCAGACCGUGACGGAGGAGGAGAGGAGGGAGAAAAUUUAUCAGGUCUUUGAAAAUGUGGCCAAGAAAUACGAUGUAAUGAAUGAUUCAAUGACUCUAGGAAUUCAUCGGGUGUGGAAGGAUAUCUUCGUGCAUAAAAUGAACCCUUGCCCAGGAACACUCCUCCUUGAUGUUGCUGGGGGAACAGGUGACAUUGCCUUUCGAUUCAUUAAUUAUGUUCACUCUGUACGACAACGCCAGCUCCAGAGGAAGCUCAAGCACCAUCAGAAUUUGUCAUGGCAGGAAAUUUUUGAGAGUUACCAGAAAGACAAAUUUAACUCACUAGGGGAUUCCCAAGUGGUGGUCUGUGACAUCAACAGAGAAAUGUUAAAAGUUGGGAAGCAGAAAGCACAGCAUCUUGGCUACUCUGAAGGCUUGUCCUGGGUACUUGGGAAUGCUGAAGAGUUGCCCUUUGAUGAUGAUAAGUUUGAUGUUUACACAAUUGCCUUUGGAAUCCGAAACGUAACUCGUAUUGAUCUGGCACUUCAAGAGGCCUAUCGUGUGCUGAAACCAGGAGGAAGAUUUCUCUGCCUUGAAUUUAGUCAUGUCAGCAACCCUCUUCUUUCCAGGCUCUAUGAUCUCUACAGUUUCCAGGUUAUCCCUGUUCUGGGUGAGGUUAUUGCUGGUGACUGGAAGUCUUAUCAGUAUCUUGUGGAGAGCAUCCGACAGUUCCCCCCUCAGGAGGAACUGAAGGCAAUGAUAGAAGAUGCAGGCUUUUUCAAAGUGGAUUAUGAGAAUUUGAACUUUGGCAUUGUUGCCAUUCACUCAGGCUUCAAACUGUAAGUCUGGGUACCAAAACACCAAAAGUAUAAUUUUCAUGAAGGAUAUGAAAGCUGUGGAAUUUUAAUGGGAUCAAAAGGAGUUCUAAGAAGUUGUGCAGCAGAUACUUGCUCAGCAGCUGGGCUCAGAAGAAAACAAGUUACCUGUCCCCACCAAGAAACCUGUGGAGUGACUCCAGUGAUGUUUCUUACACUUGCAUUUCCCUUCAAGUGCAAUGUAAAGGAUGUGGCCAAAACUGAGCAAUGCUGACAAGUGAAGCAAGUUGGCAGUGGGUGUGGAUAAAGACACAGACUGAUUAGUCUCCAAAUAAGAUGCCUUUCUUUUUACUAAGCUUUAAAGGAGGAUAUUAUACUUCUGAGAAGCAGCUUGGAUUUAUGAAGUAGCUAUGGACUUUCACGAAGCUGUUAUUAUCUUUGUCAUGUGGAAUUUAAGGAUUUUUUCCCAUGACUCCUUCUUUCAAAGCCAAAUGGAAGGAUUAUGAAAUAAAAGGGCUCUGCAUCAA
Serinus canaria (Common canary) is the source of this 1447-nucleotide messenger RNA. RefSeq names its product coenzyme Q5, methyltransferase (gene COQ5). Gene Ontology annotation, biological process: ubiquinone biosynthetic process. The record is from RefSeq and is a predicted model, not a curated record. The transcript is spliced from 7 exons. NCBI's taxonomy places the organism in Eukaryota, Metazoa, Chordata, Aves, Passeriformes, Fringillidae. Gene Ontology annotation, molecular function: methyltransferase activity. The coding region runs from base 16 to 948 and encodes 310 amino acids.